Paramecium tetraurelia is the source of this 1323-nucleotide messenger RNA. RefSeq lists its product as uncharacterized. NCBI's taxonomy places the organism in Eukaryota, Ciliophora, Oligohymenophorea, Peniculida, Parameciidae. The record is from RefSeq and is a predicted model, not a curated record. Gene Ontology annotation, biological process: proteolysis. The transcript is spliced from 5 exons. Gene Ontology annotation, molecular function: aspartic-type endopeptidase activity.
AUGAACAUAUUCCUAUACUCCCUUCUGAUAUUUCUUGUCUUCUGUGGACAAGAACAGGGCACCUUCCUCUCAGAGCAAAGUACUACAUCACAAGAGAAUUAACUCUAUACCAUAAAGUUAAAGGAAACCCACACAAUCGUGUCCGCUAAGGAAAUGUAUGACUUCUUAACCACCAAAUAAACCUACUUCAGAUAGUAGACUCCUAUCGAUGUCUAGGAAAUCGAAUUCGGAGGAUAUGUACCAAAACCACAAUAAAAUACAGAGAAGAGAGUAGCAGAUCUUAAAUUGCAUAAUUUCAAGAAUACCCAAUUUACUGGUCCCAUCAGUGUAGGUGAUCAAGAAUUCUAGGUUAUUUUCGAUACUGGAUCUGCCAAUUUUUGGAUUGAUUCUGUGAAAUGUAAAAAUGAAGGAUGCAAAUAACAUACACAAUAUAAACCAGGUUUCAGUUCUAAACAUCUUGGAUAUGCAUUGAAUGUCUAAUUCGGUACAGGUGAUUUGAAUGGAGAAGUCAAUUCAGAUGUUGUCAAAUUAGGAGAAAUAGAGGUUGAAGAUCAAAACAUUGCUGAAAUAAUUGAAGAAAACGGGUCUGUGUUCUAAAAUUCUGGAUUUGACGGCAUUGUUGGUUUGGCAUAUCCCUCCAUGGCUGCCUAUAACUUAAAUCCACUAUUCGAUAACAUAAUGAAAUAAAAGAAAUUGCAAUCCAACCAAUUUUCAUUUUACAUGAGCAACAAAGUCAACAGUCUUGAAUCAUAACUCACUUUUGGUGGUUACGAUUCCACCAAACUUGACGGUCCAGUUCAUUAUCAUCCUGUCAUUGAUAAAUACUAUUGGAUGAUUAAAGCUGAGAACAUUCUAGUCAAUGGUCAGGAUUAAGGGUUCUGUCCCAAAGGUUGCAAAGUUGUUGCUGAUACUGGCACAUCCCUUAUUACUGGUCCAUAUGAUGACUUGAUGAAAUUGCUAGAUCUUACCAACAUCAAUGACAAUUGUUCCAAUGCCAAAGAAUUGCCAACUCUUACAUUCAGAAUUGAUGGAGUCAAUUACGAUCUAGAAGCCAAAGAUUACAUCAUGGAGUUGAAAGAUGAUGGAACUGAAAUUCCUUUGAGCAAUGAAGAUCUUCCAAACUAAUGCAUUGGAGCAUUUAUGCCUUUAGAUAUCCCAGAUCCACAAGGUCCAGCCUGGAUUUUAGGAGAUAUCUUCUUGACAAAAUACUUGAGUAUCUAUGACAGAGAUAUGAAUAUGGUAGGAUUUGGAAAGGCUAAACAUUGAAAAAUUAAUAUUACCCUAUUUCGAAAAAAUUUAAUAAUUACAUAAAAUUUUAAAUAA